This is a messenger RNA of Naegleria lovaniensis, 1074 nucleotides long. RefSeq lists its product as uncharacterized. The record is from RefSeq and is a predicted model, not a curated record. The transcript has a single exon. Gene Ontology annotation, molecular function: RNA-DNA hybrid ribonuclease activity; RNA binding. Gene Ontology annotation, biological process: DNA replication, removal of RNA primer; mismatch repair. Lineage: Eukaryota; Heterolobosea; Eutetramitea; Acrasida; Naegleriidae. Gene Ontology annotation, cellular component: ribonuclease H2 complex. The coding region runs from base 1 to 1074 and encodes 357 amino acids.
AUGUCAAGUCGAAAGAACUCGGAUGAUGAGUUUGGAGAGGAAGUGUCCGAGGAGGAAAUGUUAGAAGAGGAAGAUGAAGAAGAAAAUAAUUCGCAGCAGGAAAUUCAAGACUUUUCUUCUUUAGCUAGUUCAAGCCAAUCUGAUACCACUAUUCAAAUUGCCAAUAUCGGAGAUGAUGACCGUCCAUCUUCGGAUGAUGAUGAUAACGCCUAUGUCAUGGGAAUUGAUGAAGCUGGAAGAGGACCAGUGAUUGGACCACUUGUUUAUGCCUCCAUGUUUUGCAAAACCAAAUAUAAUACUGAUAAUUUCUUGAGAAAGACAUUUAAAGUGAAUGAUUCUAAAAAACUGACUGCAAAAACAAGAAACACUAUUUUCGAUUUACUUCGCCAAAAUGCGAAAAUUGUGCAUUACAUGACGUGUAUCAUUACUUCUGAUGAAAUCUCUCACAAGAUGCUUUCUAGGAAAAAGUACAAUCUCAAUCUCAUUUCACAUGAUUGUGCCAUUCAUUUAAUUAAAACGGCCAGUGAAGCACUCAACAAAAAGGGAAAGUAUUUGAAAGAGGUCUAUAUUGAUACAGUGGGAGAUCCAACAAAAUAUCAAACCAAACUUCAAGAGAAAUUUCCUGAAAUUGAAAAAAUUGUGGUCGAUAAGAAAGCAGAUUCUAAAUAUCCAGUGGUUGGAGGAGCUUCUAUUGUAGCCAAAGUUAAACGAGAUGAAAUCAUUGAUUCCAUUCAAUCCAAGAAAUACCCCAAGCUCAAAAUGGGAAGUGGUUACACCUCUGACAAGUACACUAAGGAAUUCUUGAGAAAGACACUCGAUCCUGUAUUUGGAUACGAUCACCACGACGUACGAUUCAGUUGGGCUACUAUUAAAAAGCUAUUAGGUGACACGGCAGUGAAUGUAGAAUGGGAAGACGACGGUGACGAUGAUGAUAUGGGAGAGAAUGCUUUUGAGAGUCCCUACGCAACAAGAUCACAAACAAAACUUUCCUUCCACAUUGGAGCUGCAGAAACUCAAAGACAUCGAAUCGAUUUCAUGAGUAAUAGAAAAAUAGAGCUGGUCUCUGACUUUUAG